AUCAUUCUUUACUGCUAUAAUCAAGAAUGAGUACAAUCGAUCCGAAUCAAACACUUUACAUCAGUAAUAUAAACGGUCGAGUGAAUAAAGAAGAGCUGAGGUUAUCCUUAUACCAGUUGUUCGCAACUUAUGGACCAAUUCUCGACAUCGUUGCUAAAAAAACGGACAAAAUGCGAGAGCAGGCUUUUGUAGUCUAUGAUAAUAUUGCUUCUGCAACCACAGCCAAAAGAAGCUUGAAUGGAUUUACCUUUUUUGGCAAACCAUUGAAAAUUGAAUAUGCCAAAACAAAGUCAGAUGCAGUUGCUAAGUUGGAUGGUACAUACAGAUUAAAGAUAUACAAAGACAAAUCAGGCUCUGAUGUAGUAAAGAGAACGAUGGGGGACAAUGCGGACGGAUACCCAGCCAAAGCGGCACGAACAGAUGAUACAGAUGAGAGUGACGAUGAUCAUGCAUAAACGUGAAGAGUAGUAGAAUAUCGGCAAUUUAAGGCAGGACUUAUCAUAUAUGUAUAUACGCGCAUACGCUCCUUUAAGGCAAAACGAAAAAAAAGAAAAGAAAAAAACCAGAUGAACCAAUAUGAAUAGUUCCAGUUUACAGAUUUUGUGAUUACACGAAAAUAAAAAUUGAAGAUUUUACUUGGGUUCUUAUUUUAGCU
Molecule: messenger RNA, 655 nt
Organism: Mycotypha africana
Lineage: Eukaryota; Fungi; Mucoromycota; Mucoromycetes; Mucorales; Mycotyphaceae
Exons: 3
Coding region: 27-455 (142 amino acids)
Biological process (GO): mRNA splicing, via spliceosome
Cellular component (GO): U12-type spliceosomal complex
Molecular function (GO): pre-mRNA intronic binding; U12 snRNA binding
Source: RefSeq, a predicted model, not a curated record